Penicillium argentinense is the source of this 633-nucleotide messenger RNA. RefSeq names its product EMI1 family protein. Bases 1 to 633 code for a protein of 210 amino acids. The transcript has a single exon. The record is from RefSeq and is a predicted model, not a curated record. NCBI's taxonomy places the organism in Eukaryota, Fungi, Ascomycota, Eurotiomycetes, Eurotiales, Aspergillaceae.
AUGGGCUGGUGGUGGUCAUCGAGUCCUGAAAAGGACAGCAAAAAUGAAACAGCAUCUACACACACAAGCGCUCCCGAAGAGCUGGUUCCGAAUGCGCCUCCGCCGAAGCAAUUGACUCCGGAUCAACAAGCGGAGUUGGAAUUCAGUCAGAUCCUGGCCAGUCUGCGCGAGGAAGAGGAUACUUUUGCCAAGAACCUCCAGCAAAUGCAAUCAGAAUCCAAUGGCACCGAUGCGAAGUUUUCGCCCGACCAACCCACCUCAGCGAUCGCCCCCGAUUCCCUCUACCAAGACACCAUGUCCUGCCGUCAAGCCUUCGACUACGCCUUUUUCUGCCAGUCCUUUGGAGGGCAAUUCGUGAAUGUUUAUCGAUAUGGAGAGAUGCGCUCCUGCAGUGAGCAUUGGGAUAAUUUCUGGUUGUGCAUGAAGACCAGGGGGUGGUCUGAUGAGCUGCGGAAGAAGACGAUUCGAGACCACAAUCGCAAGAAGGCCAUAAAAUACAAGACUGGUCCAAGCAGUGAAGAUGUCUGGGAUGUCCGACUCGACCCAGCCCGGAAUGCCUUCCAGGGAGAUUUUGCUGCACUGGAGAAGGAGAUGAAGGCAGAGGAGGAGGCCCAGCAAAAGGCUAAUGCAUGA